This is a messenger RNA of Ochotona princeps (American pika), 2841 nucleotides long. RefSeq names its product protein arginine methyltransferase 7 (gene PRMT7). Gene Ontology annotation, molecular function: protein-arginine N-methyltransferase activity. The coding region runs from base 691 to 2769 and encodes 692 amino acids. Gene Ontology annotation, biological process: peptidyl-arginine methylation. The transcript has 18 exons. Lineage: Eukaryota; Metazoa; Chordata; Mammalia; Lagomorpha; Ochotonidae. The record is from RefSeq and is a predicted model, not a curated record.
UUCUUGCCGUGACUGUGUUCACCUGUUCGGCAUUCAGUAUUGUCCCUAUUACCGAAGACCCCUCUGUCCUGUUUAUAGUGUCUAGUCUUUUAACACAGUGCCUGCGGCCUACAGAAGGUGCUUCAGUGUGGAAAAGAGGGGAAUGGCUUCCUAAAUCCCACCACUAAGAUUUUAGGGUUUGUCUAGAUGGAUUUCAUUCAUUCUGCUAAGGCUGGAGCUGGGCUGAUUGGAAGCUAGGAGCUGGGUCUCCCACAAGGGUGCGGGGCCCAGUCCCUUUGGCUAUCUGCUACUGUCCCAGCCACGAGCAGGCAGGUGGAUUGGAAGUGGAGCCACCCAAACUGUGCUCAUAUGGGACGUCCUUGACUGCUUUCCCAGGCCACAAGCAGGAAGCUGGAAGGGAAGUGGGGCCGCCAGGAUUAGAACCCAUGCCCAUAUGGGAUCCCAGCGCGUUCAAGGCAAGGACUUUAUGCUGUCGCACUGGGACCCAUAAAUUUUUUUUAAAGAUGUGUUUAUUUGCUGGAAAUUUACUAUCCACUGGCUCACUUGCCACGUGGUUGCAGUGGCUGGGACUGGGCCACACUAAAGCCAGGAGCCAGGAACUCCAUCUGAUAUCCAAUAUCUCUGACCACUCGAUGUGUCUGUAAAGAAGUGAAUUGGCCAGGCUACUUUUCUUUGAGAAAACCAGGAGCCAUGAAAGUCUUCUGCGGCCGGGCCAACCCCACCACGGGCUCUGUGGAGUGGCUGGAGGAAGAUGAGCACUAUGAUUACCACCAGGAGAUUGCAAGGUCAUCCUACGCAGAUAUGCUGCAUGACAAAGACAGAAAUGUGAAGUACUACCAGGGUAUCCGGGCAGCUGUGAGCAGGGUGAAGGACAGAGGACAGAAGGCUGUGGUCCUUGACAUUGGCACUGGCACAGGACUCUUGUCCAUGAUGGCGGUCACAGCAGGUGCCGACUUCUGCUAUGCAGUUGAGGUUUUCAAGCCAAUGGCUGAUGCUGCUGUGAAAAUUGUGGAGAAAAAUGGCUUCAGUGAGAAGAUUAAGAUUAUCAACAAGCAUUCCACUGAGGUGACUGUGGGGCCAGAUGGUGAUAUGCCAUGUCGUGCCAACAUCCUGAUUACAGAGCUGUUUGACACGGAGCUGAUCGGAGAAGGGGCUCUGCCUUCUUAUGAACACGCGCACAGGCAUCUCGUGCAGGAGAACUGUGAGGCUGUGCCGCACCGGGCCACCAUCUACGCACAGUUGGUGGAGUCGAGAAAGAUGUGGUCGUGGAACAAGCUGUUCCCCAUCUGCAUUCAUACCAGCCGUGGGGAGCAAAUCAUUAAUCCUCCCGCGGAGCUGGACAGGUGCCCCGGUGCGCCCUCUGUCUAUGACAUACAGCUGAACCAAGUGUCACCCACCGACUUCACUGUCCUCAGCCAUGUGCUGCCGAUGUUCAGUGUGGACUUCAGCAAGCAAGUCAGUAGCUCAGCUGCCUGUCAUAGCCGGCAGUUUGAACCCGUGGCAUCCGGCCGGGCUCAGGUGGUCCUGUCCUGGUGGGAUAUUGAAAUGGACCCUGAAGGGAAGAUCAAGUGCACCAUGGCCCCCUUCUGGGCACAUUCGGAGCCAGGAGGUCUCCAGUGGCGGGACCACUGGAUGCAGUGUGUGUACUUCCUGCCCCAAGAGGAGCCCGUCAGCCAGGGCUCAGCCCUCUGCCUGGUAGCCCACCACGACGACUAUUGUGUGUGGUACAGCCUUCAGCGGAGCAGUCCUGAAGAGAACGGGAGGGUCCCCCAAGUGCGCCCCGUGUGUGACUGCCAGGCUCACCUGCUCUGGACCCGGCCUCGGUUUGGAGAGCUCAAUGACCCGGACAGAACUGAGCAAUAUGUCCAGGCUCUGGGGACCGUGCUGACUCCGGACAGCGUCUGCCUGUGUGUCAGCGACGGCAGCCUGCUCUCCAUGCUAGCCCACCACCUGGGCGCCCAGAAGGUAUUUACAAUCGAGAGUUCAGCGGCUUCUCACAGACUGAUGAAAAAGAUCUUCCAAGCUAAUCAUCUGGAAGAUAAAAUUACUAUCAUAGAGAAGCGGCCUGAAUUGUUAACGUCUGAAGACUUGGAGGGUAGAACGGUGUCUCUGCUCCUGGCGGAGCCGUUCUUCACCACAAGUCUGCUGCCCUGGCACAACCUGUACUUCUGGUAUGUCCGCACUGCGCUAGACCAGCACCUGGGGCCAGGUGCCGUGGUGAUGCCCCAGGCUGCAUCUCUGCACGCCAUGGUUGUGGAGUUCCGGGACCUGUGGCGGAUCCGGAGCCCCUGUGGUGACUGUGAAGGCUUCGAUGUGCACAUCAUGGAUGACAUGAUUCAGCGUGCCCUGGACUUCCGGGAGAGCAAGGAGGCUGAGCCCCACCCACUGUGGGAGUACCCCUGCCGCAGCCUGUCCCCAGCCCAGCGGAUCCUGACCUUUGACUUCCAGCAGCCCGUGCCCCAGCAGCCUCUGCGUGCCGAGGGCUACUUGGAGCUGCAGAGGCCUGGAAGGAGCCACGGGGCCGUCCUGUGGAUGGAGUACCACCUGACCCCGGAGCACACGGUCAGCACUGGCCUCCUGAGGCCUGCCGAAGACCAGGGGGACUGCCAAUGGAACCCCCACUGCAAACAGGCCGUGUACUUCUUCCGCACCCCACUGGACCCCAAGGUGCCACUGCAGGGCCCCCAGAUGGUCCACUAUACUGUGGAGUUUGUGCCCCACACUGGAGAUAUCAUCAUGGAGUUCGGUCUCCUGGGCGUCCCGGACUGACCCUCCUGGCGGGUAUCCUGGGCUGACCCUCGUGUAUUGAGAAAUAAAGUGGCCGGGGGGGCUCUGCAUUGC